AUGGACAUCAAUUCACUUCUUUCGCCGGACUCGAAUCCGAAAACCGGUAAUUCGACGCCCGUGCCUCAUCCUUCGUCAAACGCACCGGCCACCUCAGGGCCAUCCCCCCACAAAGUUCUUCAAAGAACCCGGUCAGGCUCGAGAAGAAGACAAAAGGUCUCUUCGCCUCUUGCACAACAGAUCUAUGCUCCUGCCGGUGAACCAUCGCCAGGGCCAGGGGGAAACGGGUCUUCCCCGACUGACGGACCGUCGAGACAGCCUCCCACUCCUGGGAUGGAUACUUUGGCGGAUUUAGCUUCCAUGCAGCACCACCAGCCGCAACGCCCAACCCCGACCACUAUGCUUCGGAAUACCGAGUCCUACGAACACCAGCUCUCCCCUUCAACCAUUCACCCUCAAGUCAAUUCAGUCAAUCACAACACCCCUACCUCUCUCGUCCCCUACGGCAUCGCCAUGUCCGACGGGCGCGAUCCCUCGCAAAGAACCUACGCCGCGACCUCUCUAGAACCUGACGCGCAGAAGACGGCGACUGAGCUUUUCCGUAGAAUUUCUCAAAACCCCCACACCCAUGACGCGCACGUUCAGUUCAUCGGAUUGCUCCAUGCUGGAUUUGUCAACCAUGUUUACCCGCCCAACAACCCAGAUGUGCACGGCGAUCCACGACGCUACGACUUACUCAACGACCUGAAGACGGCCCGGGAGGAGAUGGACAAGCUCUUCGCCAUGGGGGAGGAUCUCUGGGCUGAGUGGAUUCAGGAUGAGAGCAUGCUUGCUCAGAAUGUUGACGAGCGUAUCGGCGUCAUGGAUCUCUGCCAGCGGUCAGUUGACGAAGAGUUCGGUAGCACGAAGCUAUGGAAUAUCUACGGCGAGUGGGUGUUGUACCUGUACAACUCUACCCACGGCGAGACUGGCAUACAGUGGACGGAAGAGGAUCGCAUGGUUGGUCGCGAAGUCUUCACCUGGGAGUCGGUCUUGGAAGUGUGGCAGCGUGGCGCUGAGGCUACCAAGUGGAGGAUUAACAACAGCCACCUGGUCUGGGAUCGCCUUCUCGAUCUCCAUGCGCAGGAUAUUGCACGCGGUCCUUCCCAGGAAAAGAUCAACCAUCUUCGCGGACUCUAUGACGUUCGUCUGCAGACCCCCCAUGCCACCUGGGACGAGACUUUCCAGAAGUUCUCUGGCUUCAUCUCUACCUACUGCAACAGCAAGUACGAAGAUAUUAUGGCCGAGACUGUCGCUCGCGCUGCCGAACCCAAAGCGCUCUACAAUGCGCGAGAAGAAUUCGAACACCGCUUGGUGAAGGCGCAUGACUCUGGCGAGUAUACCCUUGAGUGGACCGUUUACUCCGAAUACAUCGAGUGGGAAUUGACUCGAAACCGCCGCAAGCGAGGGGAAUUCAGCUUUGAAUUAGUCAACGCCAUUUACCAGCGCGCCGUUCUCCAGUUCCCGACCGAUGUAUCACUCUGGGAAGACUACGUCAUGUUCCUGAUCAGUGAAUCAAUUCAUCGCCAUGCCUCUACAACAACAAUAUCCACACUGGACCGUGCCACACGCCACUGCCCGUGGUCCGGAAACCUUUGGUCCCAAUACUUGCUGAGCUCGGAAAGAGAAAACCAAUCAUUCAACAAAAUCUCGAACAUCAAGCACAAGGCAACUAGCACUGGCCUGCUUGAUGCUGGUGGACUAGAAGAAGUUCUCAAAGUCCACGUGACCUGGUGCAGCUAUCUUCGCCGACGUGCGUUCCUGUCUGACUCGACCGACGAAGACAUCGAUGUCGCCGAAGUGGGUAUUCGUUCCGCGAUCGAGAGCGUGCAGGAAUUGGGGGAAAAGAAGUACGGACCGGCCUACCAGGGCGACCCUAUGUUCCGCCUCGAGCGGAUCUAUAUUCGAUUCCUCAGUGAAAGCGGCAGCUGGGACAGCGCCCGCGAAACCUUCAGGGGGCUUGUCGCCCGCCGUGGUGGAAGCUACGAGUUCUGGCUUGCCCACUAUUCAUGGGAACUGAUUUGCUGGAGCAAGUUCGUCCAGGGUGAAGCAACUGUCGAUGCGGCCCGGCGUACGCCGAAUCCCAGCUAUGCCACCGCAGUGCUGAAGCAGGCGAUCAAGAGAACAGACUUGGAUUGGCCUGAUAAGAUAUUCCAAACCUAUAUCACCCAUUGCGAAGACUAUGAAGACUCCGAUGAGCUACAGCUUGCCAUUAUUGAGACUCGCAAGGCCAUGAGAGCCGUCAACGCUCGGAGAGAAAGGGAGACACGAGAGGCCGCCGCCGCCGCAGCACAACAGCAGCAACAGCAGCAAUGGGAGGCCGCCAUGGAAACAGCUGCCUCGCCAGAAAAAAGAAAGCGCGAGGACGAGAAGGAUGCGAUGCCGGAGCCUAAGAAGGCCCGCAGCGAUGAGGCGCCGUCUUCUGAAGCUGCCCCGGAACCGGAGCCUAGCCUCUCACGGGAUCGGGAAAACGCAACUGUCAUGGUUAAGAAAUUGCCGAAGGGUACCACUGAGCACGCUAUCCGGCAAUUCUUCCGUCACAGUGGCACCAUCAACCGUGUCAGACUGCUCCACAGGGAAGAGAAGCAGACAGAGGAAGCCAUCAUCGAGUUCGAAACCAAAGAUGAGGCUCUGUCUGCCUUGACCCGUGACCAGAAACAGUUCGACGGAAAUGUCAUCGAUGUGGUAAUGGGUGCGGGAACAACGCUGUGGAUCACGAAUCUGCCGCCAACUGCGGAUGAGAAAUACUUCCGUGACCUCUUCAGCAAGUACGGCGAAGUGAUUGAUGUCCGCUUCCCUUCUCUCAAGUAUGACAAGGACAGACGUUUCUGUUAUGUCGACUUCUCAACUCCGAGUGCAGCUCUCCAUGCGACAGAGCUCAAUGGAAUGCGUUACGACAAAGACCAGAAGCUGUCUGUGAAAAUCUCUAACCCUGCACAAAAAACCGAGCGCACCGGUCCUAGAUAUGAAGGUCGGGAAAUUUACAUCGUCAACAUUGAUUGGAGUGUCGACGAAAAUCAUCUCCGCGAGGUUUUCACUCGGUUCGGAGAAGUUCAGAAGGUCAACCUUCCUCGCAAGAUCGAUAACACCAGCAAAGGAUACGCAUUUAUCAUUUUCAAAACGAAGGAAGAAGCCAACCAGGCACUCGCCAUGAACGGUGAAGUGAUCAAAUCGCGCGCUGUUCGCGUUGAGAUUGCCACCCCUGGUGGUAACAAGCGAGUCAGUGCCACCACUAUCUCCAGAGUCGCCGGACGGGGACAGUCGGUAGAGGCCAACGGCACUGCGGAACUGGAAGUCCCUGUCGGGGAGGUCGCCGAGCGUACCAUUGCCUUGAUGAACAUCCCGGACACCGUCAACGAAGCCCGGAUCCGUGCUCUUGUCGAGCCACUCGGGCGCUUGGUCCGAAUUUCCUUGCGUCCUGACCACCAAGGUGCCAUCGUGGAAUUUGUCGAUGUCCAUGAUGCCGGCAAGGCCAUGAUGGCCCUUGAAGGGAAGGAAAUUGCGUCCGGGCGCCCACUUCACCUGGGCACCGUCGCGGAGAUGAAGCAACAACGCGCCGAGUGGAGAAACGACCGCGUCACAUCGGUGAAGCGUGACGACAAACCCAAGAAGGUUGCUCUCCAACCCACCGCCCCAAUCAAGCGACCUCAGCAACCGGGUCGGAAGGGUGGCCUCGGACUGAAACGACACACCCCCGCCCACGCACCGAAACAGACCCCAGCUGACCAGAUGGACACCACGGCCGACGGCGAGAAGCCCAAAAAGAGCAACGAUGACUUCCGCGCCAUGCUGCAGAAGUGA
Penicillium olsonii is the source of this 3780-nucleotide messenger RNA. The record is from the annotation of a GenBank genome assembly. NCBI's taxonomy places the organism in Eukaryota, Fungi, Ascomycota, Eurotiomycetes, Eurotiales, Aspergillaceae.